This is a messenger RNA of Penicillium coprophilum, 1299 nucleotides long. RefSeq lists its product as uncharacterized. The transcript has 2 exons. Gene Ontology annotation, molecular function: alcohol-forming very long-chain fatty acyl-CoA reductase (NADP+) activity. Bases 1 to 1299 code for a protein of 432 amino acids. Gene Ontology annotation, cellular component: peroxisome. Lineage: Eukaryota; Fungi; Ascomycota; Eurotiomycetes; Eurotiales; Aspergillaceae. Gene Ontology annotation, biological process: long-chain fatty-acyl-CoA metabolic process. The record is from RefSeq and is a predicted model, not a curated record.
AUGUGGGACUACUACAAUGACAAGACCAUCUUCAUUACCGGGGGGACUGGCUUUCUGGGUACUGCGAUUGUAUACCGCUUGCUCACACAAACAUCCGUGUGUCGCAUAUACAUGCUAUGCAGGGGAGGUAUAGGGAAACUUCGAUCGAAAUGGACAGAGUCGCUAUCAUCGGCAACCGUCGAAAGCCUUCUGAGCACUAAUCGCAUCAUAGCGAUGAAUGGUGACAUCCUCUCACCUGACCUCGGGCUUUCCCAGCAUCAACUAAGCACACUUCGACAAGAGGUCAAUAUCUUUAUUCACUCAGCAUCCUCUAUCAAUCUCGCAAAGCCCCUCAGUGCACUGUCAGAUGUGAUUAUCAGAGCCAGUGAAAGGAUGGGAGACAUUGCCCUGAGUUGCCCAAAUUUAGAUCGCUUUGUUUACGUCUCAACGGCGUACUGCAAUUCCCAUCUAUCUCCCGAGGACAAAGAGAUUCAAAUCGAGACCAAAGAAGACAUCUACGAUCCCAACUACCGUCCAAACGUCAUGAAGGAGUGGGCGCAGGUUCAAGAGACCGGCUCUAGCGAUGCGUAUGAAGCCUACGAUUUCCCAUGGUCCUACGGAUAUGCAAAAAACUUGACAGAACGACUUCUUCUCCAUCGGUUUACCCUGAGCGGUGUCAAGGAACAGCUGUUGAUUGUGCGCCCUUCUGUCAUCGGACCGGCCCAAAGCUUUCCAAGUCCGCACUGGAACAUAUCGCUAUCAAGCCCAUUGACAAAAAUUGCUGCUCUCAUUGCACUGAGCCCUGCUGAUAUAGUCACUACUGCAACCAGAGUAAUAGAGAAGACGUCCCAAAUAUUUAUUGACGAGGUUCCUGUUGACGUGGUUGUUGAUCGUUUGCUCGCCCAUUUGGCGGCGGGAACCAACGGCUGUGUCCAUGCAGCCAGUGGGCAGAGAGAACAGCAUCAAUUCGUCAAGUGGUGGGAGUCCGCAAUUUCGCUCCGUCGUUUGCCAGGGAGAUUUGAUCUGCUUUGGAAAGAGCUGGAUUGGAAAUCCUAUGAGCAACAUCCCCUGCCUCGGUUCUAUGUAAUCUUUGGCACUUCGUUCAAAUUUCGUGAGGAUAAGACUGUCGCUCUUAGCCGGCAUCCCUUGGUGGAAAGCUGUAAAGAGUUGCAAUUGUUCACAAACAUCAAUAUUAGAGGACAGACGCUAUUGCGAACGGAGGAUGUCUAUUCCGCGAUGAAUCAAAUUGCAAAGAAAGAUGCCAGGGCACGACGACUCAUCCAACUCUACUAUCAGGAUUCUAUCAUGGCUAAGCUCUAG